AUGCUUGCGGACCUUAACGCAGAAAAAGAGAAAUCGGCCCAUGAACCAACACAUGGCGGCGAUGACCAAGAUUCUUCCGACAACCUGACCUCAGAAAAGGAGAAACACCUCCAAAACCUCGCCUUUGACGAGCUAGUCGAAGUGCUCCAGAUCCCAAACCCGCAACACUCCACUCUGUCCAAGCUCCAGCCAUAUGUAAACAACAUAUACACGCCCAAGACGUACGAAAGAAUGAAGAUGGCAUUAGGCCCUACCUUUAGCAAGGCUUACGAAGCGAUGCAGCUAUGGCACGAAAUCCACGGAAAGCUAAGAGAAUUCAUAGAGACUACCAAGUAUGAGGGCAAGGCUGGUGCGGACUGGCAAGCUUAUAAACAGGCUUUGAGAUCGGUUUCUUGGAAGGAGUCUUUGCCGGCUACGACUGCGCAUCGUCAGCUGGGACUGUUUGUGGAUGAGUCUAAGAAGCGCGGAGAGUGGUUCGCGGAUAGCGCGGUUUUUGCGGAUUGUCUAGCCCGCUUUUAUGCUACACUGCUGCAGCCAUCGAAUAUAUUUGCGGAGGAUCUUGUUGGGGGGUUUGAGGAGUAUAAUGUUGAGCUGCUCAAGUGGUUCGAGGUUGGAGGGCGAUGGGAAAGAAGAUCUUGCGGGUAA
Messenger RNA from Alternaria incomplexa, 645 nucleotides. RefSeq lists its product as uncharacterized. NCBI's taxonomy places the organism in Eukaryota, Fungi, Ascomycota, Dothideomycetes, Pleosporales, Pleosporaceae. The record is from RefSeq and is a predicted model, not a curated record. The transcript is spliced from 2 exons. Bases 1 to 645 code for a protein of 214 amino acids.